CGCUACGACAUCGCCGACGUCAGCCCCGCAACGGAUUUAACGUUGAUCUUCCCAAAACAAGUUGUCUGCCUUUGUCAGAGUUUAGGUUUCCGAACGUUGAUAACAAGUAAUUUGAAUUUCGCGCUCUAAUGGAUGCCGAAGGGCUACGAGCCUCUUCGAAUCCGUCUGUACUGCUUUCUUCUCUUCUGAGCAAGAGAACGAAACUGCAAGACGAGCUUCGAAGCAUUGAAAAGCAGGUCUAUGAUAUGGAGACGAGCUAUUUACAAGACCCGAGCCAGUAUGGCAAUGUAUUGAAAGGUUUCGAAGGGUUCCUAUCUUCUUCUAAGAACACUGCACUGUAUGGGGUGGCUAUGAAAACUCUUCACAUACUUCUCUUCCAUUUAAUAAAGUAUGCUUCUCUUGGGUGUAUGUUGUUCGUGAUUCAAAAAAUUCGUUGUUUUUUUAGCUUGAAGCGGUCGAGGAAGUUCCAACCUGAAGAUAGGCUCUUCUCUUUAUCUUCAGUCACUUCACCAGCAGCUGAGGAGCUUGCGGCUGGGCGUGAUGAUGGGAGAUCAGACUUUGGCGUCGGUCGACCUAAAGGUGGAGGUAUAUAUGCAAAUGGACAGUAAGUAGGAAAGCCAAAGAAAGGAAGAGGUGCGGCUCGAGAUGCCAAAAGAAUUAGGCAAUCAAGUGAUCCAGAUUUUGAUUAUGAUGAUGACCCUGAAUUGACAUUAUGAAACUGUUUGUAUAAUAUGGUCAUUGACCUUGCUCUGAUAAGGUCCCAGAUCAUGUUCUUAGAUCCAUUGUUAGGAAUUCAAAGUAAAUCGCCCAAAAACAAGCCUCGAUCUGCACAAGUCAGGUCAAUAUGAAAUUGCCAUUUCUUCUCC
Tripterygium wilfordii is the source of this 866-nucleotide messenger RNA. RefSeq names its product chromatin modification-related protein MEAF6-like. Bases 129 to 608 code for a protein of 159 amino acids. The record is from RefSeq and is a predicted model, not a curated record. Gene Ontology annotation, cellular component: histone acetyltransferase complex. Lineage: Eukaryota; Viridiplantae; Streptophyta; Magnoliopsida; Celastrales; Celastraceae. The transcript has 7 exons.